AUGGAAAAAUCAGAGCCUAGUCAAGAUGAAUGUGUAGAGAAUGAAGCGGUCGCUAACCCAGAACAACUGCAAAUUGGAAGUGUCUGGUUGCAUGAUCGAAAACGUUGUUUCGAGCCGCAUGCACCACAGGUAUCCGUGCACUGGGACCAUUGA
This is a messenger RNA of Anisakis simplex (herring worm), 153 nucleotides long. Lineage: Eukaryota; Metazoa; Nematoda; Chromadorea; Rhabditida; Anisakidae. The record is from the annotation of a GenBank genome assembly.